This is a messenger RNA of Mus pahari (shrew mouse), 5281 nucleotides long. It is a transcript of the gene Vgll3, whose product is annotated as vestigial like family member 3. The record is from RefSeq and is a predicted model, not a curated record. NCBI's taxonomy places the organism in Eukaryota, Metazoa, Chordata, Mammalia, Rodentia, Muridae. Gene Ontology annotation, biological process: regulation of transcription by RNA polymerase II. The transcript is spliced from 4 exons. Gene Ontology annotation, cellular component: nucleus. Bases 366 to 1352 code for a protein of 328 amino acids.
UGCAGCUGCUGCUGGCACUGCGGAGUAAGCUCCUGUUUCGGAUGCGGACGCCUGAGCCCAGCGCUGUCAUGCUCCUGCCGCGGGGCGGGCUGCAGCGUCGUCCCGUCGCUAUAUAAGCGCGAGCAGAGGGGGCACCCGGAGGGGCUGAAAAUGAAGGUGCCCGCGCAUGGGCCGCCGCUGAUUGCCAACCCCUCCCGAGCUCGCUCCCGGCGCGGAGCCCGAGGCCGCCGAGGACCCGCCUUAGCCGCAGUAGCAGCUGGUUCAGCGACGCGGACAGCAGCUGCGGCGGCGGUGGCGGUGGCGCCCCUCGCGCCAGCGCAUAGAGCGGCGGCGGCGACUCCGGGGCCGCCGCUGGCCCCGCUGCCAUGAGUUGUGUGGAGGUGAUGUAUCACCCCCAGCCGUAUGGAGCGCCCCAGUAUCUGCCCAACCCUGUGGCAGCUACAACCUGCCCUACAGCCUGCUAUCAUCCGCCGCCCCAACCUGGCCAGCAGAAGAAGUUAGCGGUAUACAGCAAGAUGCAGGACUCUCUGGAAGUCACGCUUCCCAGCAAACAAGAGGAGGAGGAGGAGGAGGAGGAUGAGGAGGAGGAGGAGGAGAAAGACCAGCCUGCCGAGAUGGAGUACCUUAACUCUCGCUGUGUCCUUUUCACUUAUUUCCAGGGAGACAUUGGGUCAGUAGUGGAUGAACACUUCUCAAGAGCUUUGGGCCAAGCCAACACCUUGCAUCCCGAAUCUGCCAUUUCAAAAAGCAAGAUGGGGCUAACCCCCCUAUGGCGAGACAGCUCAGCUCUUUCGAGCCAGCGGAGUAAUUUUCCAACUUCCUUUUGGACCAACUCUUACCAGCCCCCACCUGCGCCUUGUUUGGGGGGAGUUCAUCCUGACUUCCAAGUCACUGCACCCCACGGCACCACCUUUACUACAGCAGACCCCAACUCUUGGCCAGGACAUGGCCUGCAUCAGACUGGCCCCGCCCCACCCCCCACUGCGUCUGAGUCUUGGCACUAUCCUCUGGCAUCUCAGGUGAGCCCAUCCUACAGCCACAUGCAUGACAUGUACUUGCGCCAUCACCACCCUCACGCUCACGUGCACCACCGCCACCACCACCACCACCACCACCCAGCUGCUGGCUCUGCCUUGGAUCCCGCGUAUGGGCACCUGCUAAUGCCAUCAGUGAGAGCAGCAAGGAUUCCUGCUCCCCAGUGCGACAUCACCAAGACAGAUCUGACUACAGUCACCACGGCUACCUCAGCAUGGGCCGGAGCCUUUCAUGGGACAGUGGACAUCGUGCCAAGUGUGGGCUUCGAUACAGGUCUUCAGCAUCAGGGCAAGAACAAAGAAUCAACUUGGUACUGAAGCAUGGUAUCAGCAGCUCAUACGGCAGCAUGAAUCCAAGGCCCACUGGGAAAAGAUGCCAUUGGGAUAUCCCACACAUUGGGACACAGGAAACGCGGAGUGAGAAGAGAACAUAGAAGGCCAUUGUCUUUAGAUUUGAACCUUUUCUGGAGAAAACAUAGUGGGCCCUUCUAGUCCUCGAAGAAGAGCAUUUGGGUUUAUUUUCCCUCAUCUGAGCCUUUGUCACCUGUGCAGCGUCUCAUUUUACUUGCCUUGUACCAGUACCUGGGCUAGCUUUUGCGUGCCUUUUUAUUUUUCUUUUUGAACCAGCAACCUUGUAAGAAGAUGAUCUACCAAAUGAAAAUGCUCAUUCCUUCAGGAAAAAAAAAACAAAAACAAAAACAAAAAAAAAAAAACCAUUAACUCCAUCUUCAUCUAUUUUUGUAGAAAUACAAAAUGGUUGGUUUAGCAUGGAGGGGAUAUUUUUGAAGAUGUAAUUUUUUUUUUUUAAUGUUGUAACAAUCGUUGAGUUCUGUUUAAAGAACUUGCUCUCAGAAAAGCACUGGCCAAAAUGUGUAAGCGCUGAUCCAUCUUUAAAGAGUCUGUGAUGCGCUGUGUCUGUGCUUCCGAGAGUACCUUAAAGGUUUCAUCCUUCCUCCAACAGUGGCACUACCGUAGACAAACCCUGCAACGCUGUGUUUAUGUUGAAACUCAGUGGAGAUUUAAUUCGAUGAUAGCUCUCUUAGUUUGCUGUUAUAUAUGUCUGUGCAGCUUGAAAGGGGCGGGCAUUUUCCUUUAAAGGGACACAAAGGGAAGGGGACUUCUUCCAAAUAGUUCUUGGAGGUUGACUAACAAGAAAAAUUUGGUUAAUGAACAAUACUUCUCUAUAUAUUCCAGCCUAUCUUAACAAUUAGGAGGAGAGCUUACACAUGGCUUCAAAAUAAGAAAAAAAAAUCAAUGCAUUUAGCCAUGAUAAUUGUGGACAUCACUGACAAAUUUUCAUAAUUUCUAACCAUUCAUUCACGGAUGACUUUGGAUGACUUUGUUUUCUGAAUACAAAUGAGUAGGAUCAGGAAAGGAAGGAGACACGUGUCAAAAUGCCAACUGUCCCUCAUCUUUGUAAACCGAAAAGUGAUGUAUUCUUUAUGUAAUGUUUUCAUUUGAUCAUUUUUGCAAGAUUUUCAUUUGCUUUUAAGUGUAAUUCUCAAAAAUUAGAGCAAAAUAAAAGUGGUAAUGGAUUUAAGUUUAUGCUUCAAUUACACAAACUGGCUGAUAGCUUGAGAAAUGAACUUAAAAUAGCCCACAAGAUACAAAAAAAAGAGAAGUUGGAAUUAACUUUAAUUAAGAGAAGAUUGGGCAAAGGUUGGGAUUAUGAAGGUAGCGAUGAGUGGCAAAUCAAAGACGUAGCCUAUUUUUUUCCUUUCAGUUGCUCCCAGCCACACAGGACAUUAGUGUAGUAUAGAUGCUUUUAUUUAAUAAUGUUUCUCAAAUUCUUCCAUUCCUCUCAGGCCACACAGAACAGAAUGUUAAGUCACGUGCUAUGUUCUGUUUUUAAUUGUGAACUUCAUGGGUGAGAAUACUUUACACAUUAACAACACAACAAGCAGCUACACAGAAUUCUCACAACUCAUUUCCAAACAUUUCACUUGGCUAUAUCUUAGACAUUCGUUUCUCUUCCUGUUGUGUUUUGAAUUAUAAACCUACUUCAUCUCUUGUGUUCACAGACUCCCAUCAUUUUUUUUUUUCAUCUUGAUUUUUCUUUAGCACAGUCUUCACAUUUUUAUCAAUAUAAUCUAGACUUAAGGAAGCUGCCACUCACCAGUUUAGGAACUUUAGCAUCCAGAUAAUGGGCCUCAUUAAAUUCUGUGCAUAUUUAUCUGGAAUUUGAUAACAAGUAAAAAUUGUUUUAUUUGUUAUCUGUAUCUGUAUAACUAUGUGGACCAUAGAGUUGAAUGAGUCUAUCAAAUUCAUGAUGUCUUGAGUCCUCUUAAGUUGUAAGAACUGAGCACUUAGCAACUCUCAUGAGGGAAACACAUUGGCUGUUGUCACAUUCUUCCUUGGGAUAUAUUAACUUACAUUGCCAUGUCUCUUAGAACAGUACCACACUUCAAAUCACUGAGCUCACUCCAUUAAAAUUUUCCAGAUAAGGGAGGAUAAGAGGACUUACUUGUUUCCUUUCCUUCUUUAUCAUCAUUCUGGAUUGAAAAAGAAAGGAGGUAAUUUAGUGGUUUUGCUCUGAUAUCCUUGUGACUAUGGCCAAAACAUGUUUUGGUUCAAGACCAAAGGAAAGUGAAGAAUCUGAAUUCUUUUGCAUACAACAAAGGCAUGAGCUCUCCCUUUAAGAAUAGGCAUAGGUAUCAGUGGCACAUUGUCACCAAAGUAGGAGACCAAAAUCUAAUAAAAGGAAAUAGAACAUGUCUCUAAUUAUCCAGCAUCUCUCAGUGUUUUGACACUAUUGUAACAAGCAGAAGUAAUAAGGGAGCUAUACCAUAGCAAAAUAAGUAAUUUUAAUUUAUUUGCAUAUAAAGUGCUAUUACACUCUGGAUCUGGGAUUCUCACUUUAAAGUACUGCUGCUAUACUGAAUGGUUUUUGCCUUCUACCCCUCUGAAUUCAUUAGACCCAUUCUACCUUUGACUAUUUCACAACUUAAAUUUCUUUCAGUCUGUUAGAAAGCCUGUACACUUGACACCAGAAAAACUUAUUAUUCUAUAUGCAAUCUACUAUUUCACCAGUGAACUCUCUACAGUAAGAAACCACAGAAUGUUGGCUAUUAGAGUCCCUGCAGGAUAUUCGAUCAUUCCUUGUUAAUUUCUAAAGAACCUCUGAAGUUUAUAGUCUAAACAUUUAUAUAAACCAAGUUGAUAUAUUAUCUUUCAAAGGUUACCUAUUCUUUAAACUCUUCCAACUUUUCUGUUUUGAAUUCCUUAUUGAGAUUUGCAUGUUAACUCCUGAAAAUGGAAAUAUUAUCCUCAAAUUUAUAAAAUGAGUAUGAGUGGACUGCAAAAAUACUGAAGAACAUAUUUCCCAAAGUUGUGGCAUUAGAAGAAAAUGUUCUAGAGGACCACACCAUUUAUUCUAUCAAUAGUAAUUGCCUGUUCCUAAGCUUGCAGAACACGGGACAGGUAGUAGCCUUAAGAUCACUAUCUGACCGGAUGUUGUAAUUUCAAGUGAUAGAGAGUGUACUUUCAUAAAUUGCACGCUGUCCCUUAUGAGAAGCAUGCCUGUGUGAAGUAGCAUUUGCUGAAUUAGUCAUUGGGAAUGGCAGUAAGUGAUGGACAAGACAAGGAAGGACGCACUUUACUGUUUUGACGGAGAAAGAGUGGGCCAGCAGGAUGAGUUAGUGUGACCUCGGUUGGUCGCUGAAUCCUGACUCAGCUGUAGUUGAUUGUUUCAGAACUUCAUUUACCUCAUGAUAAAAAUUGGAUAAUACUACCUAACAGGAUGGCUGUGAAAGUUGGGAAACAUAAACAGAUGCACCUGACUUACAGCAUAGAUGUUCAAACAGCUACCAGCCUCCUCAACUGACCAUCAGUUCAGCAAGUUGGUUAUAAAACUGAGCUCUUAAAUAUCCUGUCCCUUAAUGUUGCGCAUUCAUUAUUCAGCACCUAAAUAGACCAAUGUCUGCUUCUCUGUAAAGAGUCAUUGAAAGGGGACUCUUUUUUUAGUUCUUUUCCUUACUUAUGGCAGAUAAAAUGUUAACUUCUUAAUGAACUCCGAGUUUUUAAUGUGGUGUUUCUGAAGAAAUGUUAAUUAAACAUCUAGUUGUAUGUAGCCAGAGUCUGAGUCAUAUUCACCCACAACUCUUUAUAUUGUUCUCUCCAAAAUUAUGAGGGCAGUGUCACCAAGCCCCCGACCUUUGUAUUUGUCAGAUAUACAUUGUGUUUCUGUGGCACUGGCCUAAGAAUGUUCUUCUCCUCUGCCCCUCUUGUUUUUCCUUGCCUCGGAGGAA